Polychytrium aggregatum is the source of this 1200-nucleotide messenger RNA. RefSeq names its product origin recognition complex, subunit 2. The coding region runs from base 1 to 1200 and encodes 399 amino acids. The transcript has 2 exons. NCBI's taxonomy places the organism in Eukaryota, Fungi, Chytridiomycota, Chytridiomycetes, Polychytriales. Gene Ontology annotation, cellular component: nuclear origin of replication recognition complex; nucleus. Gene Ontology annotation, molecular function: DNA replication origin binding. The record is from RefSeq and is a predicted model, not a curated record. Gene Ontology annotation, biological process: DNA replication.
AUGGCGCAUUUUCGAGAGCAACGACUCAAGGUCGUCCUUGAAGGCGAGUCCACAGAUGGCGAAGAAUCUGAAGCGGAUCGCGAGUCCCGUGGCGUGGGACUACUGGCCACGCUGGGCUCGAGCUUCAACAACUACUUCCAGAGCGUCCACGACAAGCGCCAUACCACAUCCGAUCACACGCUGUCGCAGCUGCCGCCCUUGGACCACAAAAUCUUCCUGGAAAUAUCCUCAAAAACUCACCAGAUCCUGCGAACCGAGCGCGAGCGACUCGGACAGCUCCAUUUCGAGCUGUUUCCACAGUGGUACUUUGAGCUGGCCUCGGGAUUCAACCUGCUGUUUUAUGGAUACGGGUCCAAGAAGAAGCUUCUGACUGCGUUUGUGGGCCGGUACUUGUCGGACAUGCAUCAGAUCGUCGUGAACGGGUAUUUUCCGUCGAUCAACAUCAAGGAGAUCAUGACCCUGAUACUCGACUCGAUUGUGGUGCACAAGGGGCCCUGCGGAACCUUGGUCGACCAGGCCCAGCUCAUCCUCAGCUACUUUUCAGAUCCCAAGCGCAAGCACAAGUCCAUCUGCAUUGUCGUCCACAACAUCGAUGGCGACUCGCUGCGGAACGCCAAUGCACAAACGGUGCUGGCAAUGCUGGCAGGCCAUCCACAGAUCCAUUUGAUUGCCUCGAUCGACCACAUCAACGCCCCACUGCUCUGGGACACGGACAAGCUGAGCCGGUUCAACUGGAUCUGGCAUGACGCCACGACGUUCGAGCCUCUGACGAUCGAGACGAGCUAUGAGGGCUCUUGCCUGCGCAUGCUGACGACCAUGGGCCAGUCCGAAGGCACGAGUCUUCGUGGCUGCCAGUACAUCCUCAAGAGCUGCACAGUCAAUGCCCGCAAGAUGUUCAAGCUGCUGGCCCACAACGACGGUCGAGGCGCUGGUGAUCCUGACGACCAUGACGAUACCGGCCGGAACGGCGCCGGUGUGGGUUCGAAAGAGAAGGUGGGCAUGACUCGCAAGGCCUUCUACCAAAAAUGCAAGGAACACUUCCUAGUCAGCAACGACAUCACCUUCAAGACACAGCUGCGCGAGUUCCUGGACCACGAGCUGAUUGUCGAGACGGGCUCGGGAACAGGCGCGGUCGGGGAUAUCGUGUACAUUCCCAUGAACGUAGAACUGCUGAAAACGGUUGUGGCGGACAUGGAGUAG